Metarhizium brunneum ARSEF 3297 is the source of this 207-nucleotide messenger RNA. RefSeq lists its product as uncharacterized. NCBI's taxonomy places the organism in Eukaryota, Fungi, Ascomycota, Sordariomycetes, Hypocreales, Clavicipitaceae. The record is from RefSeq and is a predicted model, not a curated record.
AUGCAGCUCACAAACUUGUUCGUUCUUGCAUCCGUCACCCUGGGCGCUAUUGCUCAGUACGACGACCGUCUCUACAAUGAGGCUGCCUACGGGGGUGCUUUCGACUACACAAACGCCGAAGAAGUGGCCGUUGCAUAUGGAGCACCUGGACAAGAAGAAGAGAUUCUUGCACCUAACCAAUGUAAAGUGCUUAAAGCCGGCGUGUAA